AUGAACCCGAUUGUCAGCAAUUUCAACAAAAUUCGAUGGAAAUUCGAAAAAAUUCAAGAAUUACCAGCGGAUGGAAUAUAUAGUGAUAAAUUCACAUUCGAUUCUAUUGAUUGGUGAGUUUUUUUCUUUUAAAAUAGUGUUUUGGUAUAAAAAAAUUAUUUGAAAAUUUCAGGAAAAUUCGCUUAAAACCCACAAAUAAAAACAAUUUCAAAUAUCUUGCUGUUUAUUUUCAUUACGAUUCUCCAAAUAAAAAAGAUAAAACUUGGAUUUGUGAAAUGAAGCGAGAUGUGAAGAUUUUGAAUCAUGAAGGAGAAGAUGAUAUUGUUCGAAGUGCUCAAGAUUGUUAUGAUUGCGAUUCGACAAAUUGGGGAUUCACUCAUUUUGUGAGAUUAUCGAAAUUGUUGUCUGGAGAUUAUAUUAUUGAAAAUGAUGCAAUUGUUGUUGAAAUCGAUUUUAGCUUCAAAUAUUAUGAUUUUUCGAGAAAUGUUCCGAAUUAUAGUGAUUUUGAGAUUAUUGUUGAUGGAACUGUGUUCAGAGUUAAUAAAGGGGUAUGUUUUUGUGAGCGCCUCUGGCGCGAGUGUAUGUCCCUUUAGCUUUGGGGUACAAUGUAUGCACCUUUAAUCAUUGCUACAGUAAUCUAAAGUGACAUACACUCGCUCCACUCGAGCCUGCUUACGCGGAUUUUUGAUCUACACUCGCGCCAGAGGCGCUCGAGGUACUGUACUUGUUCCGAGCGUCUUUGGCGCGAGUGUAGAUCAAAAUUCCGCGAAUGCGGUCUUCGAGUGUAUGUCCCCUUUAGGUUUAGGGGUACAGUAUGCACCUUUAAUCAUUGCUACAGUAAUCUGAAUGGACAUGCACUCGCUUCGCUCGAGCCGCUUUACGCGGAAUUUUCAUCUGCUCGCGCCAGAGGCGCUCGAGUACUGUACUUGGUCCGAGCGCCUCUGGCGCGAGAGUUUAGAUCAAAAAUCCGCGUAAGCGGCUCGAGGCGAAGCGAGUGUAUGUCCCUUUACAUUACUGUAUGAGCCUUUGAACUUAGCUACAGUAAUCUAAAGGGACAUACACUCGCUCCCGCUCGGGGGUACACGGUCUACGCACUUGCGCCAGAGGCGCUCGAGUGCUACUUUUGUUCCGAGCGCCUCUGGCGCGAGUGUAGAUCAAAAAUCCCGCGUAAGCGGCUCGAGCGAAGCGAGUGUAUGUCCCUUUAGACCCACUGUAGGAAUGAUUAAAGGUGCAUACAAUACCCCUAGCUUCGCUCGAGGCCGCUUACGCGGAUUUUUGAUCUACACUCGCGCCAGAGGCACUCGAGGUACUGUACUUGGUCCGAGCGCCUCUGGCGCAGUGUAUGAAUCAAAAAUCCGCGCAAGCGGCUAGCGAGCGAGGGGCGAAGGUGGCAAUGCCCAUGUGGCUUUAAGGGGUACUGUAUGCACCUUUAAAUAUACCGAAUGUUUUGCAGAAUCUUUGCUCGCGAGUCGAUUUUUUCUAUGAUUUAUUCGUUGUCAAGAAAUAUGAAGGAGACUUCAAUCACUCUUCAAAAUAAUAUUGAUCCAUCAAUAAUUCGACAAUUUUUAGCAACUUGUUAUCCCUGGAUUUACGAAAAUUAAAACUGUAAAAUUGGAUGAACUUGUAAUGUUUUCUGAUGAAUUUGGAGCGAGAGAUUUGAAGCGGAUUUGUGAGAAAUAUUUGAUGAAAUCGGAAAAAUCGGAUUUUGAGAAAAUCGAAUAUGCGGAUAAAUAUGGAUUGUCGGAAUUGUUGGAUAAUUGCUUGAAAUCAAUGACAUCUUCAGGAGAUAUCAAAAAAAAACUACAGAAAAAUCUGGGAUUUUUGAGAUUGAAGGAUGCGACAAAAUUGAGUAUCAUGGACAGAUUAUUGGAAAUUGUAUGA
Molecule: messenger RNA, 1881 nt
Organism: Caenorhabditis angaria
Lineage: Eukaryota; Metazoa; Nematoda; Chromadorea; Rhabditida; Rhabditidae
Source: the annotation of a GenBank genome assembly